AUGGAGCCACAGUCGUUUUUGUGGGGUUGCAGAUACUGCAAAAAAACCUUCAAAAGUUUGAACGAUUGCAACAAGCACCAGGAGAGCCAUACGAAAACCAGCUCCCAUUGCUGCUCCAAGUGCCAAAAAACCUUUUCCUGUUCCAGCAAUUUAUCAAGACACAUGCGAACCCAUACCAACGAGCGUCCCUACGCUUGCUUCGUGUGCGCACGGGCUUUCACCAUAUCCAGUAAUUUGACGGUGCACAUGCGCACCCACACCAAGGAACAUCCCUACAACUGUUCCGUGUGCAAAAUGUCCUUCAGCCAAAAGGUGGUCCUCGCAAAGCACAUGAUGAUCCACACCGGCGAGCGUCCCUACGGCUGCUCGGUUUGCCCAAAAAAAUUUUGCACCACCUACAAUCUCUCGGUUCACAUGCGAAUCCACGCGGAUGAAAGGAAGUACAGCUGUCCCACGUGCUCGAUGACUUUUAACAGGAAGGAUCAUGCCGAGUCGCACAUGCGCACGCACACGGGCCGAAAGCCGCACGUAUGCUCUUUGUGCGGAAAUACGUUUGGUAGAAACGGUGAUUUAAAAAAGCACGUGCUCAUCCACUGGGGCAAGGCGUCCUUGAAAUGA
Copidosoma floridanum is the source of this 618-nucleotide messenger RNA. RefSeq lists its product as uncharacterized. Gene Ontology annotation, cellular component: nucleus. NCBI's taxonomy places the organism in Eukaryota, Metazoa, Arthropoda, Insecta, Hymenoptera, Encyrtidae. Gene Ontology annotation, molecular function: RNA polymerase II cis-regulatory region sequence-specific DNA binding; DNA-binding transcription factor activity, RNA polymerase II-specific. The record is from RefSeq and is a predicted model, not a curated record. Gene Ontology annotation, biological process: regulation of transcription by RNA polymerase II.